This is a messenger RNA of Rhea pennata, 1124 nucleotides long. RefSeq names its product cytosolic iron-sulfur assembly component 1 (gene CIAO1). NCBI's taxonomy places the organism in Eukaryota, Metazoa, Chordata, Aves, Rheiformes, Rheidae. Gene Ontology annotation, molecular function: protein binding. The record is from RefSeq and is a predicted model, not a curated record. Gene Ontology annotation, cellular component: cytosolic [4Fe-4S] assembly targeting complex. The transcript is spliced from 7 exons. Bases 20 to 1039 code for a protein of 339 amino acids. Gene Ontology annotation, biological process: iron-sulfur cluster assembly.
GCGGCGGGGCGGCGGCGCCAUGAAGGAGGCGCUGGCGCUGCUGUGCCGCCUGCCGGCUCACGCCGACUCGCGCUGCUGGCACCUGGCCUGGAGCCCCGGCGGCACCUUGCUGGCGUCGUGCGGCGGCGACCGCGCCGUCCGCCUCUGGGGCAGGGAAGGGCCCGGCUGGGCCUGCCGCGCCGUGCUGGGCGAGGGCCACCAGCGCACGGUGCGCAAGGUGGCCUGGUCGCCCUGCGGCACCUACCUGGCCUCCGCCAGCUUCGACGCCACCACCUGCAUCUGGAAGAAGCAGCCCGACGGCUUCGAGUGCGUCACCACCUUGGAGGGGCACGAGAACGAGGUGAAGUCGGUGGCCUGGGCGCCGUCCGGCAACCUCCUGGCCACGUGCAGCCGCGACAAGAGCGUGUGGGUGUGGGAAGUGGAUGAAGAGGAGGAGUACGAGUGCGUGAGCGUCCUCAACUCCCACACGCAGGACGUCAAGCACGUGGUCUGGCACCCAAACCAGGAGCUGUUGGCCUCGGCCAGCUACGACGACACGGUGAAGCUCUACCACGAAGAGGAGGACGACUGGGUGUGCUGCGCCACGCUGGAGGGCCACGAGUCCACGGUGUGGAGCGUGGCUUUCGACCGCAGCGGCGAGCGCCUGGCUUCCUGCAGCGACGACAAGACGGUGCGCAUCUGGCGCCAGUACAAGCCGGGCAACGAGGAAGGGGUGGCCUGCAGCGGCACCGAUCCCACGUGGAAGUGUGUUUGCAACCUCUCGGGCUUCCACACGAGGACCAUCUACGACGUGGCGUGGUGCCACCUGACCGGGGCGCUGGCGACAGCCUGCGGCGACGACGCCAUCCGGGUGUUCGAGGAGAGCUCACCCGUGGCCUCGCAGCAGCCCACCUUCAGCCUGGCGGCCCACGUGCCCCGGGCGCACUCGCAGGACGUCAACUGCGUGGCCUGGAACCCCAAGGAGCCGGGCUUGCUGGCCUCCUGCAGCGACGACGGGGAGAUCGCCUUCUGGAAGUACCAGCGGCCCGAGGUGUGCUGAGCUGCUCGCCCCCAUGCCUCCUUGCGCUGGCACGCGUGCCCCUGGACUCCUGCCCUAAGCUCAAUAAACCUGCGCUGUCCUGGUA